AUGGAUUAUCUGGGGAUUAACAUUAGCUGCUUGAUCGGAUCUCUCCGGAACGGUGAGUUUCCGGCGAAAGAUUGUCUCCUUCCUCUCAUUUCGAAGCUUCUCGGUUACUUCCUCGUCGCUGCUUCAAUCACCGUCAAGCUUCCUCAGAUAAUGAAAAUCGUGGACAAUAAGAGCGUAAAAGGGUUAAGUGUAAUAGCGUUCGAGCUAGAAGUCGUGGGUUACACAAUUUCUCUUGCGUAUUGUCUUCACAAAGAGCUUCCAUUUUCAGCUUUUGGUGAAAUUGCUUUUCUUUUGAUCCAAGCUUUGAUCUUGGUGGCUUGUAUCUAUUAUUUCUCUCGACCUCUCUCUGUAACAACUUGGUUCAGAGCAAUUCUGUAUUUUGCUUUAGCACCAACUGUGUUUACUGGUAAGAUUGAUCCUUUGGUUUUUGAAGCUCUUUAUGCUUCAAAGCAUUUGAUUUUUCUAUCUGCAAGAUUACCUCAGAUUUGGAAGAAUUUCAGAAACAAAAGCACUGGGCAACUUAGUUUCUUGACUUGUUUGAUGAACUUGGGUGGAUCCAUGGCUAGAGUUUUCACUUCCCUUCAAGAGAAUGCUCCAUUUAGUAUGCUUAUGGGUAUUUUGCUUGCGGUCUCCACCAAUGGAAUCAUCAUGAGUCAGAUUCUUUUGUAUAGGAGCAAAGGGAAAGAAGAAAAGCAAGUCAAAGUUACAAAGGUGUCAUGA
Arabis nemorensis is the source of this 720-nucleotide messenger RNA. Lineage: Eukaryota; Viridiplantae; Streptophyta; Magnoliopsida; Brassicales; Brassicaceae. The record is from the annotation of a GenBank genome assembly.